UUUUUUUUUUUUUUUCUUUUCUUUUUUAUUAUUUAUAGAAAUGGAUUUCCUUCGACAAUUACCUACACAUGUUUAUAUAACUGGUAGUCUUGCCUUUCUUGUAUGGUUUCGAAACUAUGGUGGUUAUCGAUAUCGAUGUCUAAUGGCUAUUCUCUCAUUAAUAUUAAUGGCCACAUUUGGUGUCAUUGCUUCUCUCAUCUUACCUAUCUUUGGUCAAGCUGGAUUGAUCAAUUAUCUUGUUGCUAGAGGUUAUCAUUAUAUUGGUGGUUUCUUCACUGGUCUUCGUACUACUAUUAUAGGUCAAGAAAAUAUUUUACAAUCACCAGCUGUUUAUGUUUGUAAUCAUCAAACAAGUUUAGAUAUCAUGGUUAUGGGUUCUAUGUAUCCAAAGAAUACUUCAGUUGUUGCCAAAAAAGAACUCAAGUAUUAUCCUUUUUUGGGCUGGUUUAUGACAUUAAGUAAUGCUAUCUUUUUGGACCGAAAGAAUCGUACCAAUGCUUUGAAAGAAGCUAGACAAGCUGCAGAAGAUAUUCAUAAGAAAAAGAUCAGUGUUUGGUUAUUCCCUGAAGGUACUCGAGGUCAUUCUUCCAAGGUAGAUCUUUUACCCUUCAAAAAAGGAGCAUUCCAUAUGGCUGUUCAAGCACGUGUCCCUAUUGUACCAGUUGUGAUUGCAAACUAUAAUGAUAUUUAUUCUACCAAAGCAAAACGAUUUCUUCCUGGCAAUGUGAAUAUCAAAGUAUUACCACCUGUUGUGACCAAUGAUAUUGAUGAAGAUUCAGCUUCUAUUGAAAAGCUCAGUAUCCGUGUACGUGAAUCUAUGUUGACAGCAUUGCGUGAAAUCUCUCCAACCACCAAAGAAGAAUAAUAGGAUUAAAUAGAAAGGAUUUUGUAGUAAUAGUAUCUUUUUGUGUGUGUGUGUGUUUGUGUAGUUUAGAGUAUCCUUUUAUAUAUAUACUCAAUAAACAAAUCAAAAUGAUAUCAACUAA
Halteromyces radiatus is the source of this 986-nucleotide messenger RNA. RefSeq lists its product as uncharacterized. Gene Ontology annotation, biological process: phosphatidic acid biosynthetic process. Bases 41 to 865 code for a protein of 274 amino acids. Gene Ontology annotation, molecular function: 1-acylglycerol-3-phosphate O-acyltransferase activity. The transcript has 4 exons. The record is from RefSeq and is a predicted model, not a curated record. Gene Ontology annotation, cellular component: endoplasmic reticulum; membrane. Lineage: Eukaryota; Fungi; Mucoromycota; Mucoromycetes; Mucorales; Cunninghamellaceae.